AUGGUCUUGUCCGACCGUGUUGCUCGACCGCCCUCAUCGCGCGAUGGUGCCGAAAGAACCCCCCGGAAGAGGCCAGACGGGCCUUUUUCUGGCAUGAACCGGACUGUUGCCAACAUUGAUCCCUCCAAGAGACGCGGGCCCGUUCCGACCGAGGCCCAGACCGAGAAGCGGCGCUCUCGUGGUCGGGAUGAUCGCAAGGGCUUCAAGGCGUUGAAGAUGCAGAGCUCUCUGGCAACUAUAGGCUAUGGCCAAAGAUCGCAUAUCAAAUCGCGACUCCCAGAGUUCGAAUCCUUCGACACGUUUGACCUCCUCCCUUCCAUCAAGGAAGCCAUAUCCUCGGAUGUCUUGAAAGGCAUGAUCGACAUCAAGCCCACGCCCGUGCAGAGGUUGGCGGUGCCGGCGUUGCUGGGUCAGAAUUCAAAAGCUUCUCGUAACGCGAGAUCCGCUUCCUCUACCGCUGGCCGGCAGGAGUUCCUCCUCGCCGCUGAGACAGGCUCGGGGAAGACACUGGCGUAUCUGUUGCCUGCUAUCAAUGCUCUCAAGGUCGCCGAAGCACAGGAUCCAGAGAUCACUGCCUAUAAUGAACGGAUAGCGGAGGAAAAGGAGCGGCGGAGCGAACCCGGUUACAAAGGUCCGCGCGUGUUUGAGCCUCACCCGACCACCGCACGCCCGAAAGUGGUUGUGCUGGUACCGACCGCUGAAUUGGUCGAUCAAGUGGGCGCAGUUGCCAAACUGCUGUCCCACGCCGUCAAGUUCAGAACCGAUCUUUUGUCUGCCAACAUGUCGGCUAAGGUGAUCGAGAGAAAUCUCUACUCGCCUUCCGGCAUCGACAUGAUCGUAGCAACCCCCCAUCUCCUCGCGUCCAUUGCGGAGACCGACCCGAAUGUCCUCUCGAGAGUCUCGCACCUCAUCAUCGAUGAAGCCGACUCUUUACUUGACCGCAGCUUCUCCCAGGUCACGACCAAGAUCCUCGACCGUGCCAUGCCGUCGCUAAAACAGCUCGUCCUGUGCUCGGCGACUAUUCCCAAGCGCUUGGACAACUAUUUGGCCAAGCAAUUCCCAGACAUGCAGCGAAUUACGACGCCAAACCUGCAUGCCAUCCCCCGCAGAGUCCAGCUGGGUGUCAUAGAUGUGUCCAAGGACCCCUAUCGAAACAACAAGAACCUGGCCUGUGCAGACGCCAUCUGGUCCAUCGGUAAAGAGGCUGCCAGGCACGACGGACCCGUCAAGGGCGAAGUCGACAUCAAGCGCAUCAUGGUCUUUGUCAACGAGCGAGAAAAGACGCAGGAAGUCGCCGAUUACCUCGUCUCCAAGGGCAUAGACGCCGUCGCCCUGCAUCGCGACUCCCCCGAGCAUCGGCAGUCCGAGAUGCUGGCGUCGUUCACGUCGUCAGAGCCCAUGACUGCGCCUCCGCCCGCGUCCGAGCAGCCCAAGGGCAAGCGUUCCUUGCCCAAUACCAAGGUCAUUGUUGCCACUGAUCUGGCUUCGAGAGGCAUCGACACACUCGCCGUUCGCCAUGUGGUGCUCUACGACGUCCCGCACACCACCAUUGACUUCAUCCAUCGACUCGGCCGUGCCGGGCGCAUGGGCAGGAGGGGCCGUGGCAUCGUCCUCGUCGGCAAGGAUGACCGCCGCGAUGUGGUUGCGGAGGUGAGAGAGAGCAUGUUCAUGGGGCAGGCCCUUGUAUAA
Messenger RNA from Thyridium curvatum, 1689 nucleotides. RefSeq lists its product as uncharacterized. The transcript has a single exon. The record is from RefSeq and is a predicted model, not a curated record. Lineage: Eukaryota; Fungi; Ascomycota; Sordariomycetes; Thyridiales; Thyridiaceae. Gene Ontology annotation, molecular function: nucleic acid binding; ATP binding. Bases 1 to 1689 code for a protein of 562 amino acids.